Symbiodinium necroappetens is the source of this 499-nucleotide messenger RNA. The record is from the annotation of a GenBank genome assembly. NCBI's taxonomy places the organism in Eukaryota, Dinophyceae, Suessiales, Symbiodiniaceae.
GAAUGGCCCUGUGGAGCAACAGGUGUUGGAGACAGCGGUGGGUCAAGAAGAGGUGGCCGCAGAAGCACCUGAACUACAGCCUCCCAGAACGAGUCUGCAGAAUGAUGUGCCGGCAGCUGAAGCCACGAACGUAGUGGAGAGCAAGAGCGGAACGGUGCCAGCUGAUGCAGAAGAGCAGGAGCUGAGAAGCCAGCCAGGAGGGACAAGUGCUGGCAAGGAGUCUCAAGAAUCUGGAGCUGCGGAGAACUCUUUCAUCCAGCCUGUCAGCGAGCAAGACCGACAGAUCCAGGCUGUGGAGCCAUCAGCUGUUGAAGACGAGGCCAAAACGAGUCGGGAAAACAUGCAGGCCACGGCUGUGCAGGCAGCUGGACUUCUCAUGAUGACCACUCCGUCGGAGGGUAUGCACGAGCUCCAAAGCGGUGAGGAGGGGCCAGUGGCGGCGGAAGUGAUUCGAGCCAACUCUGUGACGGCGGCGCCACUGGCUGAUCCCGAAGAGCAG